UGGGGCCAUCGGGCACCUCUGGAGCACACAGGAAGCACACUGGGCGCUCGGGUGUGGGCCCGGGAGCUGCGCAUGCGUGCUAUAGGGGGGCGCCAGGCCGCAUCUGCGCCUGGGGGCACGAUGACUCAGUGCUUUCGCUUCCUGUGGUUUUGGGGCCUCAUGGGAGAUAUGUAAAUGAGCUGGAGCAUCAUGGGUAUUGGCCCUUUAUAAGUCCGCGUGGUGCUCUGCGCUCACAGUUCAGUGCUCAGCGAGCAGAUCCUUGCUUCGUAGGUCUUUAGCUGGCUACCUGGGCGCUCAGUCUGGGAGACAUUGGAGCAAGUGUGAAGCUGAAGAACCUUCUGGAAGCUCAAGCCUGUCUACUUCUCCAGAAAGCAUCUAUGGUCGGUCCUGUUGACCUGACCUCCUGAGACCAUCAAGCAAGUCUUCCUCUGUGUGUCUGUCCACUUAGCUGCCGACAGACUUCUUGGCCAUGUGUCCCCCAGUCAGUGCUCGCCAUGAGGCCAAGGGUAUGUCCUGCCUCUAUGGAGCCUGGCUGUACCAGCUUGACCAUGGAGAACAGACGAAGAUCUGCUUUGCUUGCUUCAAGGCAGCCUUCCUGUUGAAUAAACUCUACCUGGAGAUGGGAGACUGGCAAGAGGAAGAAGAGGAGGAAGUGGAAAAUGCUGACCUCAUGGAACACUUAGAGUCUGAUUCAGAGUCCGAUUCUGAGCAGGAGGCAGGGUCUGAGCAGGAUGCAUGGCGGGGGUUGGGGUCCUUUUAUGUGCCACAGAGUGUCUCUGAAGGGUCUGGGGUCCUGGUACCAACCCCUAUGUGGACACAGGGAGUACUGUUCUCCAUUACUGUGCCCACUGAGCUCUUACCUCAGGAAGCUGUACCCCUGGAUCUGGGUCCUGAGGAUGCUGAGUGGACCCAGGCCCUUCCCUGGAGAUUUGAUCGGCUUUUUCCUUGCUCACACCAGCUCAUCCCUCCUCUGACUUGGUGGGAUAUUUUUGAUGUGAUGCCAUCUCCCGGGCAACCUUUGUUGUUAGAGUUGCGAUGCAACUGGCCCUUGGACCAGACAGUAGCACAAUCCUGGUUGCAGGACCAGAAGUUCGUCCUCCUAUUGGAUAGCACCCACUUUAUGUGCCACCUGCUGUCAAUGCGUGUCCGCUGGGCUGUAAGGACUCAGGUCCAACACUGGCAGGUGUUGCUGGACCCUGGUGAGAUGUGGGUGGCCCAUUUACGGAAAGUAUUUAGGCAGCACGGCCUGUACCAUCAGAAUCUGUACCCCUGGAGUCUGAGCAUCCUGAGUGCUUCAGAAUUAGGAAUGGAGUUAUUGCCUGCUGCCAGCUACCUGCGGAAGAAAGGCUUCUGGGUAGGCUCCUCCUUGCCCUGGCACAAUAGCAUGCCGGAAACCUGGAGCUGGGAGCCAGGGGAGAGGCUGUUUAUCACAGAUGCUACUGUUUGUGCUACUAACUACCACCCUGCUUAGUCCUUUCCUUGAUUUCCCCCUCUCCUGAUCCUUACUCCCUGAUGCUCAUAACUGAGACACUAAAGCUCAGGCAUUCCCCCAGGGCCCCAGGGACUGAAGAGCAAGAGGUUGCCUGUUCUGACCAGCAGGGGAACAGUUGACUUGAGGGGAGCUUAGGAAUCUUGGAGGGAAGUCUGCCAUGUUCAUGUCUGUGUUCAGUGUUUGGGAGGUGAGGCCUAGCAGUAUGUUUAGGUGGAGUGUUGUGUAGUGGGUGUUGUAGGGGCUCCGGUCAUAGAUCAUAGAUCUUACAUACGUAUGGACUCAGAGGCACUAGUUGAUCUGGCAUGUUAUAUAUUUACUGUCUUAGGGGUCAAGAUAACCUGUUUUUAGGGUUAACUAUUUAGAGUGUUUAUGCUCUUUGGUUGUACUUUUGAGGGCCUUUGUUGAAUAAAGUUGGUGUUUUAAAU
This is a messenger RNA of Mastomys coucha (southern multimammate mouse), 1917 nucleotides long. RefSeq names its product testis-expressed protein 19.1-like. Bases 470 to 1471 code for a protein of 333 amino acids. Lineage: Eukaryota; Metazoa; Chordata; Mammalia; Rodentia; Muridae. The record is from RefSeq and is a predicted model, not a curated record. Gene Ontology annotation, biological process: placenta development; male gonad development; spermatogenesis. The transcript has 3 exons. Gene Ontology annotation, cellular component: nucleus; cytoplasm.